Messenger RNA from Nerophis lumbriciformis (worm pipefish), 1029 nucleotides. The record is from RefSeq and is a predicted model, not a curated record. NCBI's taxonomy places the organism in Eukaryota, Metazoa, Chordata, Actinopteri, Syngnathiformes, Syngnathidae.
AUGCUGCCUUGGAAGAAGAAUAAGUUCGACCUGAUCGAGGAAGACAAGCAGUCCAAGCAGAAGGGCUAUGCGGUGAGUCUGAACUACUCGACGCUCACCUCCUUCGCCAAGUCUUGCCCAGAGAGCGCGCUCAACCGAGUGGGCAAUAUGUUUAAGUCCAAGCGGAAAAAGAUCAAGAUCACCAGCGACGACCCCACGUACACGGUGCUGUACCUGGGGAACGCCACCACCAUCCAGUCCAAGGGGGACGGCUGCACCGACGUGGCUGUGAGCAAGAUCUGGGGCAAGAGCGACAUGGGCAAGAAUGGUACCAAGAUGCGGCUCACCAUCAGCUCGCAGGGCAUCCGCAUGGUGCACGUGGACGACAAGGCAAGGAGGCCAGGACACUUGUACUUGCUGCACCGGAUAACCUACUGCGUGGCGGACCCCAGGCUGCCCAAGGUGUUUGCGUGGAUUUACCGGCACGAGAUGAAGCACAAGGCGGUCAUGCUGCGCUGCCACGCCGUGCUCGUGUCCAAGCCGGAGAAGGCGAAAGCCAUGGCGCUGCUGCUCUACCAGACCUCCGCCACGGCUCUGGCGGAGUUUAAGCGCCUAAAACGAAGGGACGAUGCCCGGCACCAGCAACAGCAGCUCAUCGGGGAGCAAACCAUCCCCUUGGCGCCCCUCAGGAAGCUGCUGAACGGCCAAUGCUACUACAAACCGCCGGUGGAGCGCAGCCGGAGCGCGCCGAAGCUGGGCUCCAUCACAGAGGACUUGCUCGGGGAGGAGGAGGAGGAGCGGGCCAUGCACUUUGAAUGCGAGGACAUUCUGGACACGGACGAAUGCGUGGCCAAUGGCAAACAGGAGCUCACCCAGAUUAUUAACGAUUUGGGUGAGAUGAGCAUAGGCAACGAUUUGCAGACACUAAAAGCUGACCUCAAAGUCACUAGACUACUAUCCGGAGAGAGCACUGGGAGUGAAUCGUCCAUAGAAAGCAGCCACGAGCUCCACUCACUCUCCAACGGCUUUGAACAGAUCAAAGUACAGUGA